Messenger RNA from Maniola jurtina (meadow brown), 908 nucleotides. RefSeq names its product protein LLP homolog. Gene Ontology annotation, biological process: dendrite extension. Gene Ontology annotation, cellular component: nucleolus. NCBI's taxonomy places the organism in Eukaryota, Metazoa, Arthropoda, Insecta, Lepidoptera, Nymphalidae. The record is from RefSeq and is a predicted model, not a curated record. The transcript has a single exon. Gene Ontology annotation, molecular function: RNA binding. The coding region runs from base 75 to 500 and encodes 141 amino acids.
UAUGUUUUUUCUUUCACGUGUGUUUUUGACAGAGACAAGAUCUGCCUUCAGCAAAAUAAAUAAAAUCUGUCGAAAUGGCGAAAUCAAUCAGGAGUAAAUGGAAGCGAAAAUGCAGAGCUGUAAAGCGGGAGCGAUAUGCUGUAAAAGAACUAGCUAGGCUAAAGAAAAUGUUGGGAGUUAAGGAGGAAGAAAAAGUCAACGAAAGUGAGGUUAUGGAAUCAGACCAAGUUAUUUUUCUCGAUGCUGGCCAAAUGAAUAAGAAAAAAAAGAAAAAGCAGGAACCCAAGGCUGCUCCAGAGGAAGACGAAGACGUACAAAUGAGUUCAGAUGACGAAAAAGUCGAGGUUGACGGAGAAAAUGGGAAAAAACGGGUGUUCAGUUCGAAAACUUUGAAAGAUCAAAAUGGGCAGUACCCAGUGUGGUUACACAAACGUAAAAUCGCCAAAUUGGCUGGCAAAAAGAAGACUUUGAAGAAAAAGUUGAAGAAACGAAAACGAUAACUUAAUUUAACCUUAUUUAGUUCUAAGUUUAUGUGGGAAUAUUAUGUUUUUCCCUAUCUUGAAGAAAAGGCAAACAAUGCAUGGAGUUUCUCGCUGGAAUGCCUAAGAGGACCAUUAUAUGCAACCCAUACAAUCUUGUUACAGCAAACUGACAGUGAAAUCAUGAUAAAAGUGAAAAACUCCAGAAGGUCACUUGGGCCUCCAAGAAGAUUUCUGUGAUUUGUAUAUCUUUUAAACAAACUAAGGAAAAAAUAAUUAGAUCAAUUUGCAACUCAAGCAAACGACUUCUGUAUUGUUCUUUGCCAAUUAACUCGCAAACAAUUUUAUUAUAUUAUUUUGCAAACAAAACAUGUAUUUUAGUGAUACACCUUUUUGGAAUAAACAAGCUCAUUUUUUUUUUAAUUUAUA